This is a messenger RNA of Lichtheimia ornata, 1641 nucleotides long. RefSeq lists its product as uncharacterized. Gene Ontology annotation, biological process: negative regulation of transcription by RNA polymerase II; positive regulation of transcription by RNA polymerase II. The transcript is spliced from 3 exons. NCBI's taxonomy places the organism in Eukaryota, Fungi, Mucoromycota, Mucoromycetes, Mucorales, Lichtheimiaceae. The coding region runs from base 1 to 1641 and encodes 546 amino acids. The record is from RefSeq and is a predicted model, not a curated record. Gene Ontology annotation, molecular function: DNA-binding transcription factor activity, RNA polymerase II-specific; zinc ion binding; RNA polymerase II cis-regulatory region sequence-specific DNA binding.
AUGGCUCCCAUUUCGUUGAAAAUGAAAGGCAACAAGACCUUCUCCCAGUUUGCCAACAUAACUUCCGAAGACGACCUGUCCCAAACGUGGCGAGUAUGCACCAAAGUCAAAGACUCUUUAGAGAACGGCAGCCGAUUGGAGAACCUUGCUUGGCGUUUAUGGUUCAUUCACAACAUCAUGGAUACAAAGACGCAUUUCAAAAGAUUGUCCUCGUCAACAACUCGAAAACUCGACAAAGAGAAAGGCUCAGUACAAAACAAGCGUGCCAUGAACAAGCAGCCGUCUCAUAUCGAAUAUGCCCAGCAGCAGCAACCUAAAACAAAACAAUCUCAAUCGUCAUCAUACCAGCAGCUACAGCCAUGUCAAUUACCCAAUCCAUCAUCAUAUCCUCAGCAGCAGCAACAACAUGAGCAACAACAAUCAGCAGCAGCAUCAACAACAAUAGCACCAACACAGCCUCAACAACCACUACAGUCAUCAUCCUCAUCAUCAUCUGCCCAACAACAGCAUAUGGACAUGGCAUCACUACAGCCCUCUUUUGACCAUCAAAUACCGCAGCAAAUGAAUGUCGAAUCCAAUGCUGAAACCAAUUAUGACUUUACCACUGAGAAUUUCGUGCUACAGCAAUUUACGUCAGAUCAAGCCUCGGACCAAAUGAUCGAAUUGGAUGAUGACAUCUUCAAAGACAUGAAUAACCUUUUCAACUUUGACAACAUGAUGGGUGGCUAUUUGCCUACGUCAAUACAAGAUACUGAAAUGAUGGAUGCCGGCUCUUUCUAUACUACUACAACAACUCAACAACAACAACAAUCAGACAUACCACAACAACAAUCCACUUUACAGCAACAGCAACAAACACAGCAUCUCGUUUAUCAGCAGCAGAAGGAGCAACAACAGGACAAUGACGCACUUUAUGUUAUGGAAGAAGCGAUCCCUCCUCUUCCUAGAAACACGUUGCAUAGCAAGAUCCUUUCCAUUCUUCCUCCUGAAAAAUUCGCCUCGGCUCAACAUGUCUUGUCGCCCACUUCUUGGAAACAACCAACACCACCAUCAUCAUCAUCAUCCACAGGCGACCCUUCAGCACAAAAGAUACAUGUGAAUACAACACCUUCAGAGGGAAAGCGUCCUAUAUGCAGCAAUUGUGAGACGACAUCCACACCCCUUUGGAGACGAUCCGCAAACGAUGAGCUAUUAUGCAAUGCAUGUGGAUUAUACGCCAAAUUACAUAAUGCACCCAGGCCAAAGCAUUUCAAGAGUGCUCCUCAAUCAUCCGUGGAAGGUAUUGAAACGGCAUGUUCCAAUUGCAGUACAAGGACAACUCCGCUCUGGCGUCGUGACAAUGAAGGUGCCCCACUUUGUAAUGCGUGCGGACUUUAUCUCAAAUUACACAAUGCCAAACGACCUCUUUCAAUGAAGACGGAUGUGAUCAAGAAGCGACAACGCGGCAUGGAUGUAACACACCCUCGUUCCAUUCGAGUUAUCAAUCAUCAAUUUGAGGAGCAUCAUCACCACCAACAAGAACAACAACAACCACCAUCAUCAUCAGCAACAUCCACAACACAACAACAACAACAACAGCCAAAACAUCCAUCAUCAUCAUCCACAUCAUCUAAUUUCCGGAGCUUCGUUUUUCCAGCAUAG